Raphanus sativus (radish) is the source of this 1856-nucleotide messenger RNA. RefSeq names its product putative pectinesterase/pectinesterase inhibitor 22. Gene Ontology annotation, biological process: cell wall modification. Gene Ontology annotation, molecular function: pectinesterase activity; pectinesterase inhibitor activity. The coding region runs from base 41 to 1663 and encodes 540 amino acids. Lineage: Eukaryota; Viridiplantae; Streptophyta; Magnoliopsida; Brassicales; Brassicaceae. The transcript is spliced from 2 exons. The record is from RefSeq and is a predicted model, not a curated record.
AACCAAAACCCAAAUCCUAAAAACGGUUUUAUCACAAAAAAUGGGCAUCACCGCUCUUCUCUUUGUUAUAACGCUUAUGCUCGCUCACGCUUACUCAUCCCAAACACAACUUUUCAAGCCCUACAAAGAAGAAAACGUCCAGUCUCUUGUCGCGAAAGCGUGCCAGUUCAUCGAUGCUCACGACUCGUGCGUCUCCAACAUCCGGACGCACAUCCAAGAAUCGGGUCACGGGUUAACCCCGCACUCGGUUCUAAGCGCUGCGGUCAAGGAAGCACACGACAAAGCCAAGCUUGCGAUGCAAGGAAUCCCAACGGUCACGACGUUAUCCUUCCGUUCACGUGAACAAAUCGCUAUCGAGGAUUGCAAAGAGCUCGUAGGCUUCUCGGUGUCGGAGCUAGCAUGGUCGAUGCUCGAGAUGAACAAACUCCACGGAGGAGGAGGAAUCGACGGUGACUCUCACGACGCUGCCGCGGGAGGCAACCUCAAGACAUGGCUAAGUGCGGCUAUGAGUAACCAAGACACGUGUCUCGAAGGGUUUGAAGGAACGGAGAGAAAGUACGAGGAGAUGAUCAAAGGUAGCUUAAGACAAGUCACUCAGCUGGUGAGCAAUGUCCUAGACAUGUACACGCAGCUUAACGCCUUGCCUUUCAAGCCAUCUAGGAACGAGAGCUCCGUAUUGAGCCCUGAGUGGCUCUCGGAGACCGACGAGAGCCUCAUGACGCGGCUCAGCCCCAGCGCGAUGCAUCCAGACGCGGUCGUGUCCGUGGAUGGGAAAGGGAAGUAUCGGACGAUUAAUGAAGCCAUCAACGAGGCUCCCAAUCAUAGCACAAAGAGAUAUGUUAUAUACGUGAAGAAAGGUUUGUACAGAGAGAAUAUUGAUAUGAAGAAGAAGAAGACAAACAUUAUGCUUGUUGGUGACGGUAUUGGACAGACGAUCAUUACCGGUGACAGAAAUUUCUUGCAGGGUCUUACUACUUUCAGAACUGCAACCGUUGCUGUUUCCGGAAGAGGAUUCAUAGCAAGGGACAUAACUUUCAGAAACACGGCCGGGCCCCAUAACCGACAAGCUGUUGCACUAAGGGUCGAUUCCGACCAAUCAGCCUUCUUCCGAUGUAGCAUGGAAGGUUACCAAGACACUCUCUACGCCCAUUCCCUCCGUCAGUUCUACAGAGAAUGUGAAAUCUAUGGUACUAUCGAUUUCAUAUUUGGAAACGGCGCAGCGGUAUUGCAGAACUGUAAAAUCUAUACAAGGGUUCCACUACCGCUCCAGAAGGUAACGAUAACCGCACAAGGGAGAAAAAGCCCUAAUCAGAACACAGGGUUUGUGAUCAUGAACAGUUACGUGUUAGCCACACAACCUACUUAUCUUGGCCGGCCGUGGAAACUUUACUCAAGAACGGUUUACAUGAACACUUACAUGAGCCAGCUGGUCCAGCCUAGAGGCUGGCUUGAGUGGUUUGGUAACUUUGCUUUGGACACUUUGUGGUAUGGUGAAUAUAAUAAUAUUGGGCCGGGUUGGCGGGCAUCUGGUCGGGUUAAAUGGCCCGGUUAUCAUAUCAUGGACAAACGGACUGCAAUGUCUUUCACUGUUGGAUCGUUCAUUGACGGUCGGAGAUGGCUUCCGGCAACUGGUGUCACAUUCACCGCUGGGCUAGCUAAUUAAUUCAAAUAAAACUUUAGUAUAAUUUUAUGACUAUGCUACUAUUUUUCAUUUGCUGUUUAUCAUCCACUGAAGAAAAUUUAGCAUUUCAUAUCACGAAUGUAUAGUCUCUGCUAUGUUUUUUUUUAUAUAUUCUAUGUCAGAUUAUAUAAUUAUGUAAAGCACCCUUUAUCUUUAUCUUAUUUGAAUAUUUUUA